Spodoptera litura is the source of this 7269-nucleotide messenger RNA. The record is from RefSeq and is a predicted model, not a curated record. Lineage: Eukaryota; Metazoa; Arthropoda; Insecta; Lepidoptera; Noctuidae.
AUGGGACUUGUUGAAGAACGCAAGCGCGCGAUAUGGGAGGCAUCAAUAUCGCGCCGCGAGGCGUUGCUGCAACGCGAACGCGAUCGGACGGAGCGGCUGGAGCGGCAGCGAGCCGCUCGCUCCGCUCCCCGGCCGGCCUUCGCAUUCGGCUCGUCCACACCUCGAUUGCUGGAGCCAGUAGACUCAGCUGGAUUCUUCUGGGCCGCGCGCAGUACCAACCCCAUAGAUCAGAUGAACUUUUUUGAAUCACUGGCGGCAUCAACAACAAAUGUGAUGUUCGCGUCUGCGCCGCUCACGAGACGCGCUUCCGCGUUGCAAUUAGAUACUUCAGACACUGACAAUAAAGAUGAGCCCGAGCGCAGUCCAGCGCCAGUGAUGUGGUCGUCGGUGGCGCGGCGGCGCACGGACCUGGUGCCGACGGUGCCCGCGCCGCGAGCGCCAGGUAGGGCCUACUCGAUGACGCGGCUCGACCGACUCCCCUCCAGCCGACCGCUGCACUCCGCCUCGCCAUCCAUGCAUCACCUCAACAGGGCUCAGCCGCGGUCUGGUGACACGACACCCGGGUCGAGGCCGGGGAGUGCACUCUCCAACGCGACCGCAGUACUUCGCCGUCCUCACUCCGCGCCACGGAAACCACGCCCCGCAUCCAUUGCAGGCACUGGAGUUAAUACGCCUAAAGGCGGUGUGGGCUCGUGUCCGGGCGGCAGCGCGGCGACGACGCCGAGCGUGUCCCGCGACGGCAGCGUGCUGGCCGCCGCCGACGUGCCGCCCGCCGACGUGCCGCGCCGCGCCGCGCCCGCGCGACGACCGCGCCCCGCCUCGCUGCAUGCCAACAUGCAUAAGACAACUCCGCCGGUGACGCCGGGUGAGGGCAAGCCACCAGUACACAGAAAGCCAAAGCCAUCCAAAGAACACGAUAAGGGCGGGCGCGGCAAGUCCCUGUCGGCGUCCCCGGGCCGCACGCUGUCCCCUUCCCCCGCGCACUCCAAGGACGCCAGCGUCGACAAGGAGAUCAAUAAGACGACGUCGGAGGCGCGGCAGGUGGACGCGGCGGAGGUCAGCACCAAGCUGGAGGCGCUACAGGGACACAACGGACACGUACCGCACGAGAAGGUAAACGAAAUCAAAGAAACAGUAGAAGUUAAGGAAGAAACGAAAAUCGAGCAAGUAACGGAGGUAACGAAACACGAAGAGAGAGCGAGCGAGAGGUCCGAGCAGAGAGACAAGGAGGAGAAGAAGGAACCCUCCGUCGACAAGACUGAAGAUAAUGAAAUGACCGCGUCGAUGACGGCGCGGCGUAUAACGACGGAGGAGGAGGCGAAGGCCGCGCUCGCUGAGAGACGACGACGCGCCAGGGAGGAACUCGAGAGACAGGCCGAGCUCGAGAGGCAGAGACUGCAACGCGAAGCCGAAGAAGAAGCAGAGCGGCAACGUCAGGAGGAGGAACGGCAACGUCGCGAGGAGGAGGAGGCGAGGGAACUGGCGCAACUACAGAGGCAGAUGAAUGAAGAGAAACUUAGGAAGGCUAUCGAGGCACAACAACAGCUCGAACGCGAAGAAGCUGAACGCAAAGCUCGCGAGGAAGCUGAGAGACAAGCGAGGCUUAAAGAGGACGAGGAGAAACGUAAGGCCGCCGAGGAGGCUGAGAAACUGCGCAGGGAGGAGGCAGAGAGGGAGGAGAAGGAACGACUCGCCAGGAAACAACGGGUCGAGGCCAUCAUGGCCAGGACUCGGCUCAGGAAGCAAGCAGAAGAAGAUAAGAACAAGCAAUCAGCCCCUGCAGAGCCCAGUGCCCCCGCGGCCCCUGCGGCCCCCGCGGCCCCUGCAGCCCCCGCGGCCCCCGCGGCUCCCGUGGCCCCCGCGAACUCCGUAGCCCCCGCGGCCCCUGCACUAGUAGAAGUAGAGGCGGCGGCCCCUGAACCUGUGUCGGCCCCUGCAUCUGAUAAUGGAAACGUCAGCGCCACCGCCGACCUGCUCGGACUAGACUUCGCACAGUCCCAAGAGAACAAGUCCGUGGAAGUAGGCAGCGGGGAGCCGGCCCCCGCCCCCGCCGCGCCCAACAACGGGAACGUCACUGCCGACCUACUGGGACUGUCCGACCAACGACCUACUGAGGACAAAACCGCAGAGCAGACGACGGCAAUGAAACUCCCAACAAACGACAACGCACCAAUGACCAACUCGCCAGUCGAGGCCAACAACGGCAACGUGCCGGCCAACAUUGGCCACAUCUCCGCCAACUUCCUCCAGUCGGAGCGCCAGGCGGCCGACGUCCCCCGCCUGGACGACGUCACCCGCCUGGAUGACGUCACCCGCCUGGACGACGACUUCACCACGCACAACGGCCACGGCGCUCACGCCCACCCGCUGACGCUGCAGAAUGCGAUCUAAUCGUCUAUAGCUAAGGUUGGUUAUUGAAUGCAGUCGGUUUUCAUUGCGUAUAUAUUGGCUGAUAGUCGUGGGUUGUGAUAGUGGCAUGCUAUUAUUGAUAGUGGAGGUAGGUAGGUAUUUAUAUUGACUCUUCUUUGACUGCCAAGUGAAUCCAAAGAAUUUUCCUACACAGAGAUGUUUAAACGUCUUUUUGAAACUCCUUGGUGGUCAAAUAAUACAUGGAUAAGACUUUAGAGGGCAGCACAAGCUUGUCUCGUUUGUUUGUGUGUAACGGUGCUUUGAUUUUUGUUCACACAUUGUUACUAUCUCAAAAACUAUUCUCAAAAAAUGUUUAUUUUUUUGUUAUUCAUCGUUGGUGCUAGGUAAUGUUUUUAGAUAGAAAUGUAAUAGUAACAAAUUAUUAAACUAGACAAAGUGACCGGUUUAGAAGACGCUAGCUGAAAUAGUCUAUCUGUGUUAGCAUUUUAUACAUCCAGAUAUUCUAUAGAAAUAUACAUACAUACAUAACUUCACGCCUGUCUCCCCUGAAAUUAGGCAGAGACUAUGGAAAUAUCUUUAAAAAUACAAGGAUUUUCAUUACAAAAUUAACAAUAGAGAGAGAAUUUAAAAAAUUGUUCUACAAAGACUCCAUUCGAGUCCGAAACUAGUCGAGCUACCUCGAAACUUCAUUUUUUACAAGGGUAAUGUUUACCCUACAUCAAAGGGUAACUAGGGUAAAAUCCAGUAGAAUGGGCGAUCUCUUCAAGCCAAUAUGUAUGCGUGAAAACGUGGUUCAUAUAUCUGUCACUCUACUGAACACUAUAAACUAAAAUAUUUACUGAAACUAUUUAUUUCCAUUUAAAACGCUUUCCUUAACUACAUACAACUCUUGUGGUCAUUUUCACCAACCAUCUCCUAACUAAGUGUUAUUUAGAUUGAGGGAGCACCUAAGCUAACUUACUUGUACAGUUAGGUGUCAUUUAUAUGUAGGUGAAAACCAAAAUGUAAUUAAGUGCCACCUAUCUUAGCUUAGGGGUUUCUUAAAGUGUAGGAUAAGUUGGUGAAAAAGACAUUAAUUACUUAAACACAACUUGGAAUUGAAAACUUAAAAAAGGCAAUAUAAUAUUUGUUUGACAGUUCGUAAACAGUUUUGAUAGUGAUAUAAGACUGACGCGAUUAUUUUCGCUAGUGGCUCCAUCUACACAUUGCGAUUAUUGGCUGUUUCUUUAAAAUAGUGUAAUAAUGCGUUAAAUCGCAGUCCGAUUAUUCUUAUGUAAUGAGUCCGUCACAUUUUAAUGUAGAAUUUUAAUAAAGUAACCAGUUCUUUUGUCCAGUGAUAGGUAAUAAAUAAGAAUCCAUAAACGAACAAUAAAAUGUUUUGUCUCUUUCAUUCUAAAGCUAUUAGCUAUUAGAAUGAGCAAGAUAGAAGAUUCUAUAGUAAAAGGGUUUGAUAUAAAAGUUGUGUUUAAGUAAAAAAAAAUGCUAUUUAUUUCCACAGAGUGACAGAUAUAGAAGAAGGCACUAAAUUAUUAUAAUAUUAUUAUAUCAUAAAUUAAUGCAUUUAUUAUAAGUUAUCGCAAUCAACUUGGUUUUACUUAUUAACUGCUAAAGUCAAAAUGUAAGCUUAUUCAUGUACAAUCGAGUUUUGAAAGUAGUAGAAGCGAUAAAUGAAAAUUCUGACUUAUGUUCAAAGAAGUAAGGUCAAUUAUACAAUAUAAUGUACUGAUAAAGACAUACUUUUAUUGAUAUAUUUCUUAGAUUUUUUAUAAAGAAAAUUCUGAUUCAUUUUCAAUGAAAUAAAGUCUAAAAUCACAUGCCAAUUAUUAUAGUGCAAUUUAUGUUUUGUUUUUUCACUUCUACUGCAUUUCAAAACUCUGAUUGGCUCAUAGUUUUACAUGAAAACUAAAUAAUCUGUUAUAAUUAUCCAAGCCGAUAGUCCCGACCAAAUGAAGUUGCUAAAUCAUGAAUUACUUUGAUCGAUUUUCAACUGUAAUCUUUUGUAAUAGAGUUGAAAUACUUAUUCUAGAAUUUUUCGACUUAGCGACCGCUUGUUGUCAAAAUUUUCUGGUUCAAAUAGUUUCUAAAUUCAAAACCCAUACACAUUGUUCAUAAUUAUAAAACUUGUAGUCGAAUCGAUUGCAAUACAAUAUUCUUUAGACAACCAAUAUUUAGAAUUAAGAAUUAAAAAAUUAAAACAAUGUGUGAUUUUAUUAAAUGAAGUUAAAUGCCAGGCCGCUAGAUUUUUGUUUUCUAUUACUAUAAUUUUGAUACUUAAACCACUCUUUAAGGCAAUUUUGAAAAACAACCUCAUGUCUUUAGAGACAAAGACUAGAAUUGCCUGUGUCUAAAUUAUUUUAUGAGUGGUUUGGGGAAAAUCGUAAAUACAGAAUAUAUUUUGUAAUACAGAACAAGCAUAAUAUUUAUUCAAUGCUAAACGUUAGUAAGUAAAAAAUAUAUUUAAAAAACUAAGACCUUUUUGGACGGAUUUGUUUUUUUCUUUGAAGUUCUUUAUUUGAAAUUUCGUCUCGUCAUUGGUGUUGUGUGAUACGUUCGAAAUAAGUUCUAUUUUUAAUUUGUAAUAUAAUUUUUAAUUCGCUUACUAGUAGUAAUUGUGCAAUUAAAAACGCGCUGGCAAAUAGUGAAAGAAUGAAAUGAAGGGAAAAUAAUAACAAAUAUUAACUAAAAACGAAAAAAUUCGAGCAUUUAAUAGGAGUUUACGUCAUCAAUUUUACUAAAAGACAAGUAAUUGAGCUGAAUAGCUCUUACUAAUAAAAAACUAAACAUCAUUUUGUUAGACUAUUUAUAAGCCUUAACAACGAUUGGCUACAUUAUCAUAAUAAAGACCAAACCAAACCACACACAUUUGGUUUAAAGUAAAUACUAUAAAAUAUCCAAGGCAAAUGAAAUGCCGUAUUUGCGACGCCAACUGCAAAAUACAUCAAACUUAAAGUUUGUCAAUCGACAUGUCUCCGUAUUCAGUAAUAUAAUAAAGAUAUAUUUUACCUAAGUAAAAAGUGUAUAGUUUCAUAUAAGUCAAACUGAAGCUUCAUAAAUACACGCACAUGGAUUCUUGAAUACGGAUUGAUAGUGUCGAAACGGACCUAGGACGCUAUAAUUUGUUUUCUAAAUAAAUAUAAAGAGAAACAAUAAAAUGUAACAGUAUAUAUAUUUGGGGUUGAUGAAGUUAUGCUUAAUAAAGUUACGAUAAUGUAAUUUAAGUUAUUUAACAAGUUGUGUAUACAAAUUUUUGUAUGAUAGGUAGAUAGCAUUCAAUGUUAUUCGGCUUUUUAAAGGAUGUUGAAAUAAAACCUACUUAUCUGAUGCCGUUUCGGUUGAUGAACGAGGUUACAAUGGGUUGCAUUAAUAUUAUUUUCAACUGAACUAAGAUUCUAACAGUUUAAUAGUUAUUGUAUAAAUUAAUUAUUAUGUCUCAAGUUAUAGUUAUGUUUUCAUAUAAAAGUGUUGCUAACUAUUAUUAAUGUGUUAAGAUUUUUAAACUUAUUAGCGUUUCAGUUCUUUCCCUGUUUUUUUUUUAUGAGUUUUCUAUGAAAAUGUAACUAGGACUGGUUGACCCGGGAGGUGGCUCCCUCUAACUGUAUAUUAUUCCAUAAUAUUUUCUUUCACAUAAUAAUAAUAGUAGUUUUUUCCAAUUUAACCUCUGUUGUGUGUUGAAUACAUUGUUUUGUGCGUUUAGCGAAGUUAGAUAAAGGUUAGUUAUUGAAAAUGUUUACGGGGUAAUCUUGUUUUAGGGUAAAAGUGGCACUCUUACCCUUCUCUUAUGAAAAGAGAUACCCUACAUUGUACGUCGUUUGUGUAUGCGAGAUAUAUAUCCCAGUGUACUCAACACACCACAGAGGUACAUUCACAACAGCUGUCACGCAACUGUCACUUUGACACAUGUUUGACAGCUGUCGUUAGUGUCAAAUUUAACAAAUUUAUCAUACGAUUUUUGCUUGUAGGUAACAUUUGUACGAUUUGUGUUUUAUUUUGCUUAUACAUCCACUUUUAAUCGUUCAAAUUAUAUAAAAAAUCAUGUAGAUGUGUCACGGCCUUAAUAUUAUUAUACAAAUGUGUUUAGGACGGUGACGCUCGUCGGUUACAUGGGUUUAUGCUGAUUUCUUCUGAAAUGUGUUGCAUCUAUUUUCAGAUAAACUUACUGCAUUCGAAAGUAUCUUACGGCGGGCAAACUGUUCUGGGAAGAGCUUGAACAAACAUUGACAUUACUUACUGAAUAAUUUGAUAGUGUUAAAAAACCUUCAUAGAUUAUAAUCUUGCCAACUUGUUAUCAAUGAAAUUGGAACUGAAAUUAUAAACUGUCGCAUUAUUCAGUAGGAAUGUUUUACAAUGUGUUUUCAAGUAUUUCCAAUGUAUAAUUUGUAAUAUUUUAUUAAAUUAACCAGUGUGACAGGUCGCCUUCGAUACCAAGUCGACCCUCAUGUUCCAUACAUAGUCUGAAUGUUAUAAUUAUAAGUUUAAAUGAGUUGACGAACGCCACAAGUUGCGUAUAAAAUAUACACUAUAGGUACAGUGAACGCGACAAGAAUACCAAAAUAAGCUAGUCGAAAAAUAUUAUGUAAUUAUUGAAGAGAUUGUGCUAUUUAAUGUAAAAUUUUCAAAUUCAAACAAAAUGUCGGGUAAGUAAUAGUAGCAUUAGUGAAACAAGUAUGGCGGCCUGUCACACUGCACUCGCGCAUGUAUGUGUGUGUGCGUGUGUAUGUUGUACGUGUGUGUGUGAGGUCCAUUCAUCGGUACGGUUAGUAGUCGUUGAUGGUAUGUGUUUGUUAUCAUACAUAGAUGGGCAAGGCUUCGUGCGUUAUGUAAUUACUGUAUUACGUUUAUAAACAUCAUGGAUUUAUUAAAUGAAACAAUUUUAAUACGAAAAUAAAUACAAAGAAGUUA